Messenger RNA from Heterobasidion irregulare TC 32-1, 600 nucleotides. RefSeq lists its product as uncharacterized. Gene Ontology annotation, cellular component: TRC complex; membrane. The coding region runs from base 1 to 600 and encodes 199 amino acids. Gene Ontology annotation, molecular function: protein binding; molecular adaptor activity. Lineage: Eukaryota; Fungi; Basidiomycota; Agaricomycetes; Russulales; Bondarzewiaceae. Gene Ontology annotation, biological process: post-translational protein targeting to endoplasmic reticulum membrane. The record is from RefSeq and is a predicted model, not a curated record. The transcript has 4 exons.
AUGUCGACUACAGCAGACCGACUUAAGUCCGAGGGUAAUGCUUUUUUUACGAAGAAGGAGUUCAAAGCAGCCCGAGACAAGUACUCAGCGGCGAUUCAGGUGGACGAUAAAAAUGCAGUACUAUACUGCAAUAGAGCGGCUUGUCAUCUCGCUCUCAUUGCUUACUCUGAAGCCAUUCGAGAUGCUGAAAAGGCGAUUGCACUGGACCCCGCGUACUCGAAAGCGUGGGCACGUCUGGCAUCUGCGCAAGACUCCCUUGAACUAUUCGCCCCCGCAAUUGAGUCCUGGCAGAGUGCCAUCAAUACAUUCACAAAAGUGGACUUAAAGCCUGCGGAGAUCAAACAAAGAGAGCAAUACAUGACAUCGCUAGAGGCUACAAAACGUAAGGAGAGGCAGGUUGGAGAAGAAAGUAUGCGCGCAGCUGAUCUCCACGGAGUGGUCAUGAAUGGUAUCGGAAAGAAAACGCCUUGGGACUGUGCACGAGAGCUCUUGCCAGAGCUCAUAAUAGGACAAAUUCGAAGCAGCGUCAGUUGUUCUCAAUUCCAAAAUCACUUGUACUUAUAUCUCGCUUUCAGGCCAUUGUCUUGCAUUCGGCCGUAG